AUGUCGCCCUCCACACCCUCCGUCAACUCCAAGACCGGCGGCAGCAACGACCUCGAGGCCCAGGUCACCAUCUCGCCCCGUGACCAGCCUGGCCUGCCGUUUGUCCCGCGCAACUUGGCCAACCCGGCGCCUCUGGGCCUGACCGCGUUUGCGACCAGCAUCUUCCUGCUGUCCCUCAUGAACCUGCACCCCCGCGGCGUCGCCGAGCCCAACAUUAUCAUCAGCACCAUGAUCUUCUUUGGCGGCUUGUGCCAGUACAUUGCCGGCAUCAUGGAGUUUGUCACCGGCAACACCUUUGGUGCCACGGUCUUCUCGUCGUUUGCCGGCUUCAACGUCGCCUAUGCCCUGAUUUUCAUCCCCGGCACCGGCAUCUUGGCCGCCUACGCGGACCCCACCACCGGCGAGCCGAUGCCCGACCUGCCGCAGGCCAUCUCCAUGUUUGUCUGGGCCUGGUUCAUUGUCUGCGUCAUCUUCACCGUGGCCGCGACCCGUGCCUCGUGGACGCUGCUGCUGCUGCUCGUCUUUGUCGACCUGACGCUCCUCUUUAUUGCCACGAGCUACAUGGUCAACAAUGCCAGCCUGCUGAAGGCGUCCUCGGCCACCGGCUUCAUCUCUGCCUUCCUCGCCUACUAUGCCGGUGCUGCUGGUCUCUGGGGCAAUGGUGGCACUGCUAUCAACCUGCCUGUCGGUUCGCUCAUCCCCAAGCGGGAUUAA
This is a messenger RNA of Sporothrix brasiliensis 5110, 714 nucleotides long. RefSeq lists its product as uncharacterized. Bases 1 to 714 code for a protein of 237 amino acids. Gene Ontology annotation, molecular function: acetate transmembrane transporter activity. Gene Ontology annotation, cellular component: plasma membrane. NCBI's taxonomy places the organism in Eukaryota, Fungi, Ascomycota, Sordariomycetes, Ophiostomatales, Ophiostomataceae. The transcript has 2 exons. The record is from RefSeq and is a predicted model, not a curated record.